CGCGUCGCCCGCCCAGCUCAAGGGCCGCCUCCGCUUCCUCGAACCGGCCGGCCGGCCAGCCAGGCCAUUUUACCCUUACCCGCUUAUAUAUAUACACGCCUUUACCACCGUUACCCGUCUCUCACAUCGCUCUCCGCCCGCUGCUCCCCGCCCACCAACGCCACCGCCACUGGAUCCGUCCAGCUUCCGCCGUACCGGCAGCGCAUCAGCACGAGACGGAGUGCCGGCAGCACCGCACUUUUGUUGAUGCGCGUGUAGCCGCCGCCGCCGCGGUCCAUGGCCUCCGCCGUCGCGAGUAACCUCCCGCCGCCCGCCGCCACGCCGUACGGGUGGCUCAGCCCGCGCGUGUCCUUCAGCCGCGACGCGAAGGGCGAGGACAUGAUGGAGCCCGCCGCCGCCGCCGCGGCCACGCUGGAGCCGGCGAUCUCCAAGGACUUCAUCGACUUCGAGUUCAGCCUCGGCGGGUCCGCCACCAUGCUCCCCGCGGACGAGCUGUUCGCGGACGGCAAGCUGCUGCCGCUGCGGAAGGCGGCCGCGGCCGCGCCUCUGCCGGAUCCGGAGGCCGCGGCGCCCCCGCCGCCAGCGCCGCGGGCGGAGGCGGCAAUGCCGGCGCCCGCGGAGCCCGUCAAGCCCCUCCGCGCCGCGGCGGUCGCGGCGGCCGACGGGGCCGCCGACCCCUACGUGUUCUCGCCCAAGGCGCCCAGCUGCUCCAGCCGGUGGCGCGAGCUGCUGGGGCUCAAGAGGGCCGCGGCCGCGCAGAGCCCCAGCGCGAGGCCCUCGCCUUCGCCGGCCGCGGCGGCGAGGACCCCCGCGUCGAGGGCGGCCAACUCCGCGGCGGCGCGGUCGCUCAAGCUCCUGCUCCAGCGGAACACCGGGCGCGCGUCGGCGUCGGACCUCGUGUCGGCGCCUCUGCUCCGCGACAGCUCCGACUCGGAGGCGUCGCUCUCCCUCGCCUCCUCCUCCCGCUUCUCGCUCUCCUCGUCGUCCUCCUCCUCGGGCCACGACCACGACGACGUGCCCCGCCUCUCCCUCGACUCCGCCGCCGACCCCAACCCGCUGCGCAUCCGCCUCGUCCGCUCCUCCCACCACCACCACCGCCACUCCACCUCCGGCGGCUCCACGUCCCGCGCCGGACGCAGCCCCGCGCGGCGCCGCCCGUCGCCGCCCCCUCCCCCGCGCUGCCUCUCCGUGGACUCCCCGCGCAUGAACUCCUCGGGCAAGAUCGUGUUCCAGGGCCUGGAGCGCAGCUCCAGCUCCCCCUGCAGCUUCCACGCGGCGGCCAAGUCCCGGUCGUCCCGCGCGGUGGACCGGUCCUACUCCUCCGGCGUCCGCGUGGCGCCCGUGGUGCUCAACGUACCCGUGUGCUCCCGCCCCGUGUUCGGCUUCUUCAAGGACAAGAAGGACUCCGCCGCCGCCAAGGACGCCUCGGCUGCUGCUGCGGCGGCGGCGGCGAGGUCCCGGUCGUCGCUGGGGCGGAAGGCGGCGCAAGGGUGGAGCGGCGAGCUGCCGAGAUCCUCCGGCUGAUUGGACCCCGUUUGACCUUGUCUGUCCCCGUUUGCGCCAUCAUGAUGGAUGAGAGGGUGGCUCGGGCGGUUGGUGUUGGGUUUAACUGAUUUUGUUUGUUCGUUGGAGACGAUGGAGAUCGUGGUGAUGAGGGGUCUAAUCGAUUGACUGUCUUUUCCUUCUUCCUUUUUGCUCGACUGUAAAUUCGAGUUUUGUACUUCUGCUCUUCUGAUCGAUUUGGUUCAAUGCAAUGCAAAAAAAGGUGGAAAAUUUUCUCAGCCGAUGGUUGCUGCUAA
Panicum virgatum (switchgrass) is the source of this 1799-nucleotide messenger RNA. Its product is annotated as SH3 domain-containing protein C23A1.17-like. Bases 277 to 1524 code for a protein of 415 amino acids. The transcript has a single exon. The record is from RefSeq and is a predicted model, not a curated record. NCBI's taxonomy places the organism in Eukaryota, Viridiplantae, Streptophyta, Magnoliopsida, Poales, Poaceae.